AUGAGGCAGGUGCAUAGCAUCGCUGAGUCUAACAAGGGUCAUCGUGGAGCGUUGGAAUUAUCUGUGGAUGUAAAAUUGGUAUGCCACCAUGUUUCUGAUGCAAGGAUUUUGUUUCCGGAAGAAGAGUUAUCAUCACAAUAUGGUAUGGUGCUAGCUAGUAAGUCAUCCAUGGAGUUGUUGAAGAAGACGGAGAUUGAUGAAGAAAAUAACAAGGACGAAUGUAUGGUGUGUCUAGAAGAGCUUGUGAAGAAGGAGCCUGAUCAUGAGAUACUUAGCAUGCCUUAUUCUCAUAUGUUUCAUGGAGAGUGUAUCACCAAGUGGUUAGAGACAAGCCAUUAUUGUCCUAUUUGUCGCUUUGAGAUGCCCAUGGACUAA
Messenger RNA from Lycium ferocissimum, 375 nucleotides. Its product is annotated as E3 ubiquitin-protein ligase MPSR1-like. Gene Ontology annotation, cellular component: cytoplasm. Gene Ontology annotation, molecular function: ubiquitin protein ligase activity. The record is from RefSeq and is a predicted model, not a curated record. Lineage: Eukaryota; Viridiplantae; Streptophyta; Magnoliopsida; Solanales; Solanaceae. The transcript has a single exon. Gene Ontology annotation, biological process: protein ubiquitination. The coding region runs from base 1 to 375 and encodes 124 amino acids.